AUGGAGGCUACCAAAGCGCUGGCUCAGAGACUCAGUCUACGGCGACGAAGUUCACGAUGGAGAGACAAGAGAUGGAGUGCGUCCAGGCUGAUGACCGGAGACACCCCUGCUCGUGCUUCUUCUCCUGCUCCUGAUGCUGGUGAUCCACAAGCGACGAAAGCAACGGCAACGGCAACUGCAACCGCAACAGCUCCCGCAAGCGCAGCCGCGCCCGCGCCCGCGCCCGCACCCGCACCCACCACAACCACACCCAAAUCUGGACCUGUAAAUGUGACGACGGCCGAGUCGGAGAAUUUGACAGCUGCGAGCCCACCACAGACCGAUGCUGCGAUUCCAAGCCCAGGUUCGGGUAUAUCGCCCACAACCAUCGUCACGCAGCCGCUGUCCCAGUCCCCACAGACCGAACACAGUGAAGACCUGGGGAAGCACCCUGAUGAGCGCGUCACUGAUACCAUCACCGAGAUCGAAUACUUCCCCCAUGUAGCAACGCCGGAUGCACCAAACGAGAGCAACCCCGCAGAAGACGUUCAAACCAACAAGAUCACGUUCGCCAUACCGACGAAAGAGGCAAGGGGAGAUGGGGGUAGCCAGGACGCAGAUCGUCAAUCAGAUGAAGUCGAAACCGUUACCUCGAGCGCUUCUCCCUCAACCGCUGUCAGCCCCAGAGAGUCUCAGGACGACUACGACGAAGAUGCCGGGCGGUCGAGUACGCUGAGCGGCAUCAGCGGAAACGGAUCACGGCAAUCAAGUAUCAACUCGGUGGCGUUUCAAUUGCCCAACAUGUCGCUGCCGCAAGGUCGCACGAGACAGCACAAGAACUCUCCGCCGCCACUGUCGAGGUGA
Molecule: messenger RNA, 843 nt
Organism: Diaporthe amygdali
Lineage: Eukaryota; Fungi; Ascomycota; Sordariomycetes; Diaporthales; Diaporthaceae
Exons: 1
Coding region: 1-843 (280 amino acids)
Source: RefSeq, a predicted model, not a curated record